AUGUCCGCCUCAGCUGUGUUUGUGUUGGAUCUAAAGGGGAAGGUGCUGAUUUGCAGGAACUACAAAGGAGACGUUGAUAUGGCAGAGAUCGACCACUUUAUGCCAUUACUCAUGCAGCAUGAAGAGGAAGGGCUCCUCUGUCCUGUGUUGUCACACGGAAACGUUCACUUCAUGUGGAUCAAACACACCAACCUCUUCUUGGUGGCCACAACAAACAAAAACUCCAAUGCCUCCCUGGUAUAUUCAUUCCUCUACAAGCUUGUUGAGGUGUUCACCGAGUACUUCAAAGAGCUGGAGGAGGAGAGCAUUCAGGACAAUUUUGUGGUUGUGUAUGAGCUGCUGGAUGAGCUGAUGGAUUUUGGCUUCCCGCAGACAACAGACAGCAAGAUCCUACAGGAAUACAUUACACAAGAAGGUACGAAGCUUGAGGUCGCCAAAAGCAAAGUUCCUACCACUGUCACUAAUGCAGUUUCUUGGCGGUCGGAGGGCAUAAAAUACAAGAAGAAUGAAGUCUUUAUAGAUGUCAUUGAAUCCAUCAACGUUCUGGUGAAUGCAAAUGGAAACGUGAUGAGCAGUGACAUUGUGGGCAGCAUUAAGCUAAAGACCAUGUUAUCUGGAAUGCCCGAACUCAGACUGGGACUCAAUGACAGAGUUCUUUUUGCCUUGACUGGGCGAGACAAGGGGAAGACUGUGGUGAUGGAGGAUGUAAAGUUUCACCAGUGCGUGCGCCUGUCACGGUUUGAAAGUGACCGCACAAUUUCAUUCAUUCCUCCUGAUGGAGAGUCUGAACUUAUGUCCUACCGCAUCAAUACCCACGUCAAGCCAUUAAUUUGGAUUGAAUCAGUAAUUGAAAAGUUUUCUCACAGUAGAGUGGAAAUCAUGGUCAAGGCAAAGGGACAGUUUAAAAAGCAGUCUGUUGCCAACAAUGUAGAGGUCAGGGUGCCGGUUCCCAGUGAUGCUGAUUCACCUAAGUUCAAAACCAGCACAGGAAAUGCCAAAUAUGUCCCUGAGAAAAAUCUGGUGGUUUGGACCAUCAAGUCUUUUCCUGGAGGUAAGGAGUUCUUGAUGAGAGCCCAUUUUGGUCUGCCCAGUGUGGAGAAAGAUGAGGCUGAGGGCAAACCUCCUAUAACAGUGAAAUUUGAAAUCCCAUACUUUACAGUGUCAGGAAUACAGGUCAGAUAUAUGAAGAUUAUAGAAAAGAGUGGUUAUCAGGCUUUACCAUGGGUUCGCUACAUCACACAAAGUGGAGAUUAUCAGUUGCGGUCAAACGUGUAG
This is a messenger RNA of Knipowitschia caucasica, 1275 nucleotides long. The record is from the annotation of a GenBank genome assembly. NCBI's taxonomy places the organism in Eukaryota, Metazoa, Chordata, Actinopteri, Gobiiformes, Gobiidae.